AUGCCGGGCCGGCAGGAUCAAGGUGAGUGUGACUUUGUCAAGCCUGUCUGCACGCCUUGCAAGCAGUCAAGGAGGCCAUGUACUGGCACUGGACGGGCGUUGGUCUUCAAGACGACCACCAUAGCUACAAACGGGCAGCCAACCACAUCUACGAGCACAUUUGGUGCAGCGCCUUUGGUCACGCAAUCCAGAGCCGCCGCGCAGCUCGACGCUGUCGCCGAACAAGAGCGGCACAUUGGCUUCUUCUGGGCCGCCUACCUCCCAAACGGUGAGCCGUUUCCCGACGAAGCUAGUCGCUACACAACCUGCGGCUGGACACGCAUCGUACGAGAGAUGUGCGAGAGCCAUGCGACUACAACCGGGACCGAGAGCACGACAGACCUCGUGCGCCUCGCCGUCGUGGCCAACAGCCUCUGCAUGCUGGGCAGCCAACACCGCGAGCCACGCAUGGUCGACGACGGCCACCAGGUUUACGGGCGUGCGCUGCAGAAAAUGCGUGCGGCACUACAGCGGUUUGAGUCCACCGAGACCAAGAAGCUUGCGCUCCUGCUGACCUCGCGCCUGCUGACCAUGUUCACCCUUCUCUUUGGGCGGGAUGCGACGGACCGUGGGCCGCCUUCAACGGCGCAGGGCGAGGCUUGGGUCGGACUCAACGCCGGCGAGAUGGCACUGCUGCUGUCGAGCCGUCCCGAGGCAUACCAGACGGGCGAUGCACACCAGGUCUUUGUGGACACACGACUGCAUCUCUUCCUGCCAUACCUCAUCUCCAAGUCGCGGACUAGUCUGAGCCGGCCCGACUGGAUGACGGUGCCGUGGGCGGUGGUCCCCAAGACACCGCUGGACCGCCUGAUCGAUCACAUUGGGCACAUUCCAGCACUGGUCGAGGACCUGACUGCGAUCAACAGCAACGAGACUCUAUCCGAAAAAGACAAACGGAUCGCCAAGCAUGGUCUGCGUCCCCGGUACAGUGCCUUUGUCGCCGAAAUGAAGGAUUGGUUCGAUGAUGUCGUGCCGGGUUUCGGGAUCGAGGAGCUGCUGGCCAUCGGCAAGACGAAGAAGAGGAAGCGGGCGUCGGAAGGCUCUUCCUCCGUCCUCGAGCUCGCCAAGGCGCACACACUCGUGCUCUUCUGGGCCACCUGUCUGCUCUUUCGGGGUGGUCUUUUGCAGGUCCUCGACGAAGACGGCGACAUCCCGCCGGAAUUCGUCAACAUGCGCGCCAUUCGCUACAACAUGCUCAAAAUCAUGUCGAGCGUCUUCUUUUCGCCGAGCUCGAAAUUGACGGCUAGCUGGUACAGCAUCAACAUUGCUCUCUUUCCGCUCCGAAUUGCCAUGGGCACAGUCGGCCGCAACGACGGUGACGACGGCGACAGUGGCCACGGCGACAUUGACACAUGUCCGCUGUCGCCAGCCGAGAUUGAACUUAUGGCGAGCAUCUCAAACGAAUGCAAGGCGCGUGGUGUCGCGAGUUUUCUCAACAGCAUGGGCCAGUACUUGUCGGAGGGCGACGCAAAGGAGUGA
Sporothrix brasiliensis 5110 is the source of this 1518-nucleotide messenger RNA. RefSeq lists its product as uncharacterized. The coding region runs from base 1 to 1518 and encodes 505 amino acids. The transcript is spliced from 2 exons. The record is from RefSeq and is a predicted model, not a curated record. NCBI's taxonomy places the organism in Eukaryota, Fungi, Ascomycota, Sordariomycetes, Ophiostomatales, Ophiostomataceae.